UCACCACAUUUCGGUGCAAAGUGUAUUUAAGUGGCCAGGCGCUCGGUUCUCGGAAACAGAACGUUUCACCCACCUGAGAGGGCUGCACUUGUACUGGCAGCCGCAGAGCUAAGUAAAUACCAAAAAAGGAAAACCCCGUCAUCAUGAUUCCGACCAUAACGAAGAAGUACCAGAACGUGGUGAUUAGCACGGGAAACAUAAUCACCACAGAGCUGGGUCAGCGCAAAUCCAACGAGGAGCUGUUCGACGGCCUUAAGAUAACGCUCCACAGCGAUCCCAGUGAGGAGCGCGUGGUGGUGGAAAAGGAGAUCGACGAGCUGCACGGCAGGGUUCAGCGAGCCACCCAGGAGCUGACCACCAGGUUGACGGAGAACGGCCGGAAUGAGAUUAGCAUCGGCGCUAAGAUAUUCCUCAAUCGCCCUUCCACGGAGUGCGUAAAUCAGGCAGUGGAGGCGCUGCUCAACAUACUCAGUGUGACUCACGUGGACAAUGUGGUGCUGGCAUACCACCCGAAUGCGGUUGCCAGCGUAACGCCGGUAGCCACAACAGGAGGAUUGGCCAAGUCCCCCUGCUCCGAGGGCAUCACUGCCAGCAAGUCCAGUUACUGGAGCCUGCGGAACGGCGACGAAGGAGUGUCGGAGCUUAAGGAACUCUACCAAACUUUGGAGCAGUACGCUCUCAAGCAGCAGAUUACCCAGCUAGGCAUUGCCGAUCUGGAUGCAGCGGCACUGGAGGAGCUGCACAAAAGCGCCCAGGUGGCACCCACCAUUGCCCAGGUCAAUCUGUCUACCUGCUGCGUUGUGCCACCUGAACUGCAGGAGUUCUGCACCACCCACGACAUCCAACUGAAUACGCACAGCGAUCCCGAGCUUCUGCUGCCCGAGGAGCAGUUCGAAGCACUUGCGCCGGGCUACUCAAUCGACUGGUCACUGCGCUACCAAGUGCAUGUCCGCUGCCGAGGCGUCCUCACCGCCAAGGGAUACAUCGUGGGCGCCUCGCGGUCCAGCGAUUAGAUUUAGUACCCCACAUCCAGAUGCUAGGCUAUAGUUUUAAUGUUUGUAUGUAUGCUCGUGUAUAGUGGUGUACUUAUUGUUUGUUAUACAAAACCCCGAUUGAGGAUUCGAAGCCGAUCGAUUGAUUUUACUGUAAACGAUUUUUCAAUACUUAUUCUGAACAUAAAGCGUUUCAAAAACGGCA
Messenger RNA from Drosophila rhopaloa, 1197 nucleotides. RefSeq names its product glutamate--cysteine ligase regulatory subunit (gene Gclm). The transcript has a single exon. Gene Ontology annotation, molecular function: enzyme regulator activity; glutamate-cysteine ligase catalytic subunit binding. Gene Ontology annotation, cellular component: glutamate-cysteine ligase complex. The coding region runs from base 144 to 1013 and encodes 289 amino acids. Lineage: Eukaryota; Metazoa; Arthropoda; Insecta; Diptera; Drosophilidae. The record is from RefSeq and is a predicted model, not a curated record. Gene Ontology annotation, biological process: glutathione biosynthetic process.